This is a messenger RNA of Verruconis gallopava, 3710 nucleotides long. RefSeq lists its product as hypothetical. The coding region runs from base 416 to 2884 and encodes 822 amino acids. The transcript has 2 exons. Lineage: Eukaryota; Fungi; Ascomycota; Dothideomycetes; Venturiales; Sympoventuriaceae. The record is from RefSeq and is a predicted model, not a curated record.
CCAUUAUCGUAGCGUCAUCGCAUUACCCGCUCUCACAUUGCUAUCUUGAAUUGCUAUCUGAGGUGGCUUCUUCCCAGCCCUACCUUGUCUUACAGGUGUUGCACGAGCUGCUUGACAACGAAGGCAAAGUGCAAGGGUGGUCUUGGCUUCGGUUCAUGUCGCGUGCCCAUCUUGGAGCGACGAACAAUCCAUCAAGUCUAACUGUAGGUCCUGGAUGUGUCCCCGCUCUGAAUCUGCCUGGCAUUGCCUUACCUAGCAUUUGCCUGAAUAUAUUGUCUCUGCGAUCUAUGCCUGGUUACGUGUUGACUACUGUCAGGUUGGCUGUCGUCGUAAGCUCUUGCCUGCAUCACUGUCGAACAGGCUCACUCUUCGUCGUAAACGAAGCAUUUGCCUGAGUCACCUCCCCGAGACGAGGAUGACAAUGCAUGAACAUUCUGUCAAGAGACUGUUCAUAUCCAUAAUAUGCCUCACGCUACUUGCAACCACGUUCCGACGAUACGUACUUGACAUCGGCGAUCCUUUCCACUGCGCGGCACUACUAAAUGAAGGUCAAUGGCUUGAUAAGCCUUCUCAGCGUCCACCAAGGCGCGCAUUUCAAAAUUGGCAGCCUCCGGGAUGUCUCUUGCAUGAAUAUAUCGGCGCAGAUAUCAAGACCUGCGCAGGAAAUCGAGAACUGCUGUUUGUUGGCGACAGCAAUGUUAGGCAGCUGUUUUGGACUGUCGCGAAAAAGCUGAACCAUCACAACGCAAUUGAGAUGGCCUCCGUCGCGACAAGACAUGGAGACAUACAAUAUCAAGAGGGUGGAGUGAGUCUGCGAUUCAUUUGGGAUCCAUACUUGAACGGAUCCGUCCUAGCAAACGAGUUGGAGAUUUACAGUGAAAACGUCGGUGCAGGAUUUUCUAGAGCCGGCAAGAAGAAAGGGGAGAUAGAGCAGGAUGUUGUCUUCCUCGUGCUUGGCGGUGGGUUAUGGCACGCGAGACAGUUCGAAACCGAAGAGGCCGUGCGCAGCUUCAAAAACAGCGUCAACAAUAUAAUUAUGUAUACACAGCGAGAUCCAGGCAAAGAGUGGAAAGCGCAAGAUCCUUUCAGUGGCUACGAUGGCGUUGGGGAUCAGGUAUUCUUUUUGCCUGUUGAAGUUCCGGUCUACGAGCGACUGAGCCCUGCCAGACAGCAGACCAUCAUGCCGGAGGAAGUGAACCAGAUGAAUGAGUAUCUACGAAGGCUCACCCACGAACAAGGAUUGAUAAUCCCAUGGGUUAAUCAGGUUAUGACGGGGACAAUGAAGUACGCGUAUGAGCAGUCUGGUAUUCACGUCGUCGAGUCGAUUGCAAAUAGGAGAGCCGAUAUCAUCUUGAACUUCCGAUGCAAUGCCAAAAUUGACAACGCAAUUGGUAGUCCAUACGAGAGAACAUGUUGCAGCAAGUAUUCAAGCGGAAAUUGGUUUCAAUGGUUCCUCAUUGCAACCAGCCUCAUUGUGCUACCAACAAUUACACUGCUACCGAGAGCGAACAGGUUGGAAGCAUCAGCGGAUCUUCGUUCGAUUCUGCCUCCACUCACUGUAAUUGGACUCGCAAUGGCGUACAGCUUUGUUGCCGAUCGAUCACAGCUAUUCACCAAGGCUCGCAAGGUCUACCAUUUGUCCGAGUUGGUCAUGCUUACGAUGUUUGCCUUCGCCGUUGGUCUUCUCACCAUAAGAAAGACUAAAGAAGCCCAGAUGCGAAGAUCCUCGACUAAGGAAGUGUUCGUUACAAUGGGCCCUGCGUUUCUCUCGAGGGAGCAAACGGACGAGUGGAAGGGCUGGAUGCAGAUUAUUGUGCUUCUGUACCAUUGGACCGCUGCUGACACGCAGCUAUCUUUCUACAUCCUUCUUCGUCUUGUAAUAGCCAGCUAUCUAUUCAUCACGACCUAUGGCCAUACGAUGCAUUUCUACCGCCAGCAGGACUAUACUUUGCGUCGCCUCGCAGACGUAAUCAUCCGUCUGAACUGCCUUCCAGUUCUGAUGAGCUACCAGAUGUACAACAAUUAUCUUUUCUACAUAUUUCCGCCACUGGCUACGUUCUGGUUCCUUGUCACAUUUGGAACGCUACGAUUUGGAGCUGAGCUCAACGGGAAGCCAGGAUUUUUGCUGGCAAAGCUUGUCCUUUCUGCAAGUUUGAUCUAUCUAAGUCACACGCACGCAGAGCCCACGGAUACGAUCUUUGGUGUGUUCCGGUGGAUCUUCAGCAUCAAUUGGAACGGAGGAGACUGGCGAAGAUUUGUUAUUCUUGAUAUCUAUGUUCCAUAUUUUGGUAUGCUGGUUGCACUACUGCACGUAUGGUACCAAAAAGCGGCGAACUCAUCCCUGAAAGGCCUCGAUCGGGAUGAGCGAUUGGCGACAUCAUUGCUCCUUGCUGCUGUUGAAAAACUUCGACCCUGGGUCGUGGCUCUUAGCCUCGCUGUGCUGCCGAUAUUUAGCCUCCUUGUUAGCAGGUCACCAGAUCAGAAUGACUUCAAUUGGUGGGCCGCUUGUAUAUCACCCCUCCCCGUGUUGUCAUAUGUUGUCCUGCGCAAUGCACACCCGUUGCUCAGGGACCACUACAGUAUAGCAUUUGCAUGGCUUGGAAGAUGUAGCUUAGAAACAUGGACGCUGUCGUACCAUAUACUGCGGGCAGCUGAUGGGAAGGGUGUCCUCGGCAUCGGACUCUUCAAUUCCGGUGACGGUAGUUUAUUUCCGUAUCGAUGGCGAGAUGCCGUUCUGAUCGUUCCACUCUUGCUGUGGACCGCGUGGCAAGUCUCAUGUGCAAAGAGAAGGCUUGCGGCUUGGUCCCUUAGCCAACCUGGACUAGGGAAGAAGUGUGUGGCGCUUGUUGCAGCACUGUGGAUCUUGAAUCUGGUUACUAGCUGAGUAAACUUGGAGACGCCUGAAGCCCAGACACGAUUAUGAUGUAAAGCGUUACGUGCUUGACGGUAUUAGGUUUCUAUUCUCCUCUCUUAAAGCCAUGUGCGUUGCGCAUAGAAUCUUCAGCUUUGCCGGACCUCAUCUCCGUGUCUACCGGAUCUUUGUUCCCGUUUUCGAUAAGCAUGGAUAUUGCUGUCUGGCAGAAGUACGCAUGUUAGUAAAUGAGCUGGGAAACAUCUACGGUAUGGUAUUUAAUAUCCGUGACCCUUGAAAUGACCUGCAGUCUUACUUUUCUUCGAGGGACUGCGUGGGUCUUCGAGGAUACACCACCAUUACUAGCAUUAUACACGGGAAUAUCGCGCGCGCUGCUGCUUCCUGUGGUCCAGAGUUCUUCUGUUGGCAAGGCUCAGGGUGGCAGACCCUCCUCAGCCGUAAUUUUGAUUGGUUGUGUUUUUAGCGCUCCCUACAUCCGCCCAUACCGGGCCGUGCAUCGGUAGAUCGGCUCCCUUUAGGAGGUUCUUUGUUUAAAGGCUUGCGGCACACAUUGCAUGGGGUUGUCACCCUCAUUACGCGGCAACUUCCAAGAAAGAGGGAACCCAACACAGCAAUAAGAAAAUGCCCUUAAUUUGAUGAAGAGGGCUAGAUACACGGCCUUAUGCAGGCCAGCGUAGUGAUUACAGUACUUCGUUCUUGAUCCAGAUGUUUGAAAAGUGCUGGAGCGGAAUGCCCCAUGUUAAGCCGCUCAGAACUCACUGAAUCUGGUCUAGCGGAACGAAAGAACAUGCGUUAGGUUAGCCGCGACGAAUGACCAGCAACCAAUGUCCUCUCUUUG